Molecule: messenger RNA, 633 nt
Organism: Vanrija pseudolonga
Lineage: Eukaryota; Fungi; Basidiomycota; Tremellomycetes; Trichosporonales; Trichosporonaceae
Gene: RPL27
Product: 54S ribosomal protein L27, mitochondrial
Exons: 3
Coding region: 22-591 (189 amino acids)
Biological process (GO): translation
Cellular component (GO): ribosome; mitochondrial large ribosomal subunit
Molecular function (GO): structural constituent of ribosome
Source: RefSeq, a predicted model, not a curated record
UGAAAACCCACCCACGACACCAUGCUCGGCGGCCCGCUCCUCCCCCGCGCCAAGGCGCUCGCGUCGACGUCCCUCGGCGCCGACCUGAGGCAACAGCUCUUCGCAGGACCGUCCGGCCUCCAGACCCAGAUCCGUACGGCCACGAAGCGUGGUGGUGGUUCGUCCAAGAACGGCCGUGACAGUGCAGGCAAGCGCCUCGGUAUCAAGAAGUGGUCGGAGCAGUACGUUAUCCCCGGCCAGAUUAUCGUGCGCCAGCGCGGUUCCGAGAUCCACCCCGGCCAGCACGUCGGCGAGGGCCUCGACAGGACACUGUACGCCCUCGAGCCCGGAUACGUCAAGUUCUACACCUCGUCGCUGCCGUACCCCCACCGCGCGAAGAACCCCGAAGCGGCGGCUGCCAAGGACGCACUCCGGCCCCAGGUCAACAAGCCCCGCGGCGUCCGCCAGUACGUCGGCAUCGUGCGGGAAAAGACCGACACGCUCCCCCGUGACGAGCGCGCCGUCGGCCGCGAGCGCCGCUUCUGGGGCUGGCCCAAGGAGGCCGCCGAGGAGACCUUUGCCGUCGGCACCCCGCCCACCCCUUCAGCAUAGCCACGAGUCAUCAAAUCAUAAGAUGCAUCUAUUCCCGAGCCA